Molecule: messenger RNA, 1407 nt
Organism: Adineta steineri
Lineage: Eukaryota; Metazoa; Rotifera; Eurotatoria; Adinetida; Adinetidae
Source: the annotation of a GenBank genome assembly
AUGGAUAGCUCAUCAAAUUCACCCCGUGUAUCGACUACAUCGGUACCCGGUGUUAUAACAAUUGAUGGCCAUAGUUGGUCCUACUGGGCAUUUGUUUGGCUUGGUCUUGGUUCUUUAUUACCAUUUAAUUUUUUCAUAACAGCUGAUCCAUAUUUUCGUUAUAAAUUACAUGAUCCUACAAUGCCAAAUUCAACUGUAUCACGUCUUGAAUUAUCCUAUGAAAAUGCAGUUACAAUUUGUGCAGCUGUACCAAAUUUAAUCGCAACAAUUUUUGUUACAUUUGUUUGCAUACCUUACAUACAUAAAUAUCGAAUAUGUACAUCAUUAAGUGGUAUAACAAUUUGUUUAUUAAUAUGUUUUUCACUUAUUUUUGUUGAUGUUCAUCGUUGGCGUGAAAUAUUCUUUUUUCUAACAAUGAUACUUGUUAUGAUUCAAGGUGUAUUCUGUGCUAUUCUACUCAAUUGUUUCUUUUCAUUAGCAUCAACAUUACCAAGUCGAUAUAUUCAAGGAUUUGUCGCUGGUCAGGCACUUGGUGGUGUAUUUGUUGUUGUCUGUUCUAUAGCAUCAAUCUUAUUUUCAAAUAAUAUAUCUAUAUCAGCAGCGAUUUAUUUUCUUCUGGCUAUAUUUGUUCUUCUAUCAAAUUUAUUAACAUAUAUCUAUCUUGAAAAAUCUCAUUUAUUACAGAUUUAUUCAUCAUCAAUACAAGAAAUAAAUAAUGAAUAUGAACCAUUACUUCAUUCAUCAUCAUCAACAACAGAAGAUUAUCAGAAUAGUAAUAAUAAUAAUAAUUCAAACAAUAUAACAUUAUUAGCAUUACGUCAACGUUUAUUAGUAGCAUAUAAAUAUACAAAAUGGAAUUUUUUUGGUAUACUUUUAACAUUUAUUUGUACAUUAUCAUUAUUUCCAGCUUAUAUGUCGAAAAUUCAACCAGCUUAUCCAUCAAUUAAUUAUCCAAAUACAAUAUGGACAGAUCGUUUAUAUGCACAAGUUAUGACAUUUCUUUUAUUUAAUGUUGGUGAUACACUCGGUCGUAUGAUAUCAUCAAAAAUUCAAAUACCAUCAUUAUUAAAACCACAUCUUCUUUUUUCUAUAUGUGUAUUAAGAUUUCUAUUUAUUCCUUUAUUUGGUUUGUGUCAUUUUCCCAAUACAAAUGGUUUUCCAUACGUAUUUAAAAAUGAUUUUAUUUACGCUGGAAUUGUCUUACUUUUUGCUAUGUCACAUGGUUAUUGUAAUUCACUCAAUAUGAUGUAUGCACCAAGACGUGUUCAUGCUCAAUUAAGCAGUACUGUUGGAGCACUUAUGCUUAUGGCAUUGACUACGGGUAUAUUUAUUGGUUCAUUAUUAUCUUAUGGUGUUGUGGCUAUGUAUGGUGAUGCCAAAGAACCAGAUAAUCAACAUUUUCAAUGA